AAAUAAAGAGCGGAGAAAUCAUAAAUACAUAGAUAUAGAGAGAGAGUGUGUGUGUAUUAUAAAGUCAAUAGAGGAAUAGAAGGGGAGAAAAUCAAUGAGGUCAUCAUCAGACAGAAGUAAAGCUGGAGGUAAUACCCAAAAGACAGAGGGUGAGGAGCAAAAUGGAGAAAAGUUGGAGGGGUUUUGUGUUUGGUUGAUGAAGGGAAUGAUGAAGAAAUGUGAAUGUGAGAAGAGAAAGAUGGUUCACAGCAUGAAGGUGGGGGUGGCCUUGGUGCUGGUCUCCCUUCUGUAUGUGCUGGACCCUCUCUUCCAUCAAGUGGGACAAAAUGUCAUGUGGGCUAUCAUGACUGUUGUUGUCGUUUUCGAGUUCUACGCAGGUGCUACAAUUAGCAAGGGGAUAAACCGAGGGAUUGGUACCACACUUGGGGGAUUAUUAGGAUGCUUGGCGGCGCUCUUAGCUGAUACACUUGGAGGCUUGCAAAGUACUUUUGUGGUUGCUAUUUCCAUUUUUACCGUAGGUGUAGGUGCAACAUACAUAAGAAUGCUACCAAAAGUCAAGAGAAAGUUUGACUAUGGAGUGUUGAUAUUCAUCUUGACAUUCAACUUGGUGGUGGUGUCGGGAGUGCGAGCGGAUAAAGUGAUGAUAUUAGCCCGAGAGCGGCUGUCCAACAUCGGAAUGGGCUUCGCCGUCUGCGUCUUCAUAAGCCUGUUCGUCUUCCCCCAAUGGGCUAGCGACCAACUUCAUUCCUCCACUGCUUCUAUGUUCCAUCAAAUUGCUUCUUCUCUUGAAGGGUGCUUGGAGGAGUACUUCGCAAUUUUAGGGGAGAAGAAAAGCAGCCCAAGUCCAGAUGUCAAUCGUUGCAAAUGUGUCUUGUAUUCCAAGUCCAACAACGAAACUUUGGCAAAUUUUGCAAAAUGGGAACCAUGGCACGGGAAAUUUGGGUUCUCUUAUCCAUGGGGCAAGUAUUUGGAAAUUGGAGAGGCACUCAGAGAACUCGCUGCAAUAGUAGUUUCACUAAAUGACUGCAUUCACUCGACUGCACAGCCAUUGGCAAUUCAACGAGAAAUGAUCAAAGAGCCAACAAAAAUAGUGGGCGUAUCGCUGCUGUG
Cuscuta epithymum is the source of this 1110-nucleotide messenger RNA. The record is from the annotation of a GenBank genome assembly. NCBI's taxonomy places the organism in Eukaryota, Viridiplantae, Streptophyta, Magnoliopsida, Solanales, Convolvulaceae.